This is a messenger RNA of Colletotrichum godetiae, 3791 nucleotides long. RefSeq lists its product as uncharacterized. Gene Ontology annotation, molecular function: transcription coregulator activity; histone acetyltransferase activity. Gene Ontology annotation, cellular component: chromatin. Bases 395 to 3769 code for a protein of 1124 amino acids. Gene Ontology annotation, biological process: positive regulation of transcription by RNA polymerase II; negative regulation of DNA-templated transcription. The transcript has 3 exons. NCBI's taxonomy places the organism in Eukaryota, Fungi, Ascomycota, Sordariomycetes, Glomerellales, Glomerellaceae. The record is from RefSeq and is a predicted model, not a curated record.
AGCUGCCAGUCUGUCAACUAUCCGCGUCUCAAAGAAGCCUUGAAAGCCAUUGCUGGCUUUCCUACAGUUUAGGAGGAAUCUGCGUCAGCCAUUUAGCUACGCGUUUGACCCUCUGCCCAGAGACAGCAUUCGAUCUGUACCAACGACAGUGUAUGUCUGUCUGCCGCGCAUCGUCGCCUAAGGCCAAACGCGCUCAACUCUCGCAGCAACGCUCGCUCAAGACCAGCCGAUUUACCACAAUUGUGCGCCAGACUCGCUCGAUCCUUUGUCCUUCUUGCUAGCUAUGGGCUGCGAAUACCGAACUUUUGUCAUCUACGGGCAGGAUUCGAAACAGUAGCUCCGACAAAUAAUCGCAAUCCGCAAACUCCUGCGGCCUUCGAGCCUCGUCGGCAAGAUGGCAAGCGCGCAGCUCACCGAAGAAGAGCUGCAGCAGAGCGCACUUCUCUCAGACGAAGAUGCCGAAAUCGAAGACGUACUGGCCGCGCCUGCCGAAGACUUGCCUCAGGAUACCGAGAGUCCCUUGACGAACCCCAACACGCACGACGACGAACUUUCGGAUGCGGUCGGCGAUGAAGACGACGAAAGGGACGCGCCUGUCUUGGACGGUGAUGUUGAAAUGGCUGAGAAUGCAGACGAUAAUAGCGAACUGUCCGAGCAAGACUCUCUAGAAGAGAACCUAGAUGAGUAUUCUGGUGCCGACAUGGAUCAGCGCCUGGGUCAAGACGAUGGAGACGAAGCUUCGGGCGGUGCGCGCAGUCGCAGCAGCAGCUUGCUAGAUGAUAUUGAGGAGGAUGAGGCAGAAGGUGUUGGCGCUGUGAAGAUCAGGCCAGGCGAAACCGAUGAUGAGGAGGCAGAUGAGCCGGACAGCGAGCACUCGGAGUCGCACAGUGAGUCUGGCAACGAAUCCGAGGGAGACGAUGCGUGGGACGAGGUCGCCGUAGAGGAAGAAGAAGACGAAGACGAAGGUUCAGAAGACGCAGCCAUGAACACUUGCAUGUUCUGCAAACAAGAUGAAGAACAUGAUCCAGCAGAGGACUUCGAAGAGUACUUGGCUUGCGUUGGAUGUGGGGAGAACUCACAUCAACAUUGCGCCAGAGAAGCUGGCGCGUUGCAGGAGCUUAACACUGCUCACCAGUGGAAAUGCCCCGAUUGCGCGACUGCUGACGAUGCACCCGCCGACGACUCUCAUAGAAACGCUUCGCACGAAUAUGCAGAGAAGCAUGAAGCUGAGCAAGCGCCAGAUGCUGAGCAUGAUCUUGGACUGUCUCCGUCGUCUAGACGGUCAACAGCAUCCCAAGUAGCGCGAGACCUGCUUCCGCCCCAAACAGGCACCUCCAAACCCGACUCUCACUCGGUCUUCAAUCAUCUUCUUUUGAAUGAAGAUCCUAUGGACGGAACUCGAGUUCUUCGUAAGCGCAAGACGUCUUCUGUCGAAGCCGAGGAAAUUGUCAUGUCGCUCAGAAAGCGUCGGCGAAACACGUCCAAAGACAGAGAAUCAAGCCAUGGCGCAGGCACAGCACAAGAGGGUCCCAACGGAGCUGGGGAGAAGGAUACACGACGCACGCUACGUCUACAUCCCCCUCGAAAGUCGCAAAAAGGGGUUACCAUCACUCGACGGACUCGGUCCACCAUUAUCAAGAUGCGUGUAAAGCCAUCCGCUCUUCGCCGGGUGCUGUCAAGGAAGUCCUCGUCCAGUCGAAGAAGAACGGAGAAAGUCAUGGACACGACCGCUCCAUCCCAUGAUAAUUUGGCUGUAGCUAUGGCAGCUUCGUUUACUUCUACUGACUACUCACAUCCCUUCUAUUCCUUCUUGGACCGGGAAACCGACGACGUGAGAACAAAGCCGUACGGAGGCAUUCUCGAUGAGAACGAAGCUGACACAUCACGGACUUUACCGACCAAUGAUGACCGUCGAAAAUUCGAUGAGGCCAAACAAAAAGCCGAGGAGGUAUGGCGAGCUCGCCUUCACAGCAUCCAACUUAACCUAGCGACACCGGCCAAGAGGCCCAAGAAAAAUGCUGGACCAGCGAGCCAGAUUGAGUGCAUUGAUUUUGGAGGCUGGGAAAUCGACACUUGGUAUGCCGCUCCCUAUCCCGAGGAGUACAGCCGGAACCGCACUCUCUACAUUUGCGAAUUCUGUCUGAAGUACAUGAACUCGGAUUAUGUCGCCUGGCGUCACAAACUCAAGUGUCCAGCCAAGCACCCACCGGGCGACGAGAUAUACCGGCAUGGAUCAGUUUCCGUCUUCGAGGUUGACGGCCGGAAAAACCCGGUCUACUGCCAGAACCUCUGUCUCCUCGCCAAGCUAUUCUUGGGGUCCAAAACGCUCUAUUACGAUGUCGAGCCUUUCCUUUUCUACGUAUUAUGCGAAUACGAUGCUCUUGGCUACCAUUUCGUUGGGUACUUCUCCAAGGAGAAAAGAGCCAGCAGCCAGAACAACGUUUCUUGCAUUUUAACACUGCCCAUACACCAGCGAAAAGGCUACGGCAACCUCCUGAUUGACUUUUCAUACUUGCUCACUCGCGUGGAGCGCAAGACUGGAUCACCUGAAAAGCCUCUUUCGGACAUGGGUCUCGUCUCGUACCGCAACUACUGGAGGCUGGUACUCUGCCGGUAUCUCCUUGACCAUGUCGAAGAGGAUAAAUCUACGGCACCGGGCCUCAGUGUUCGACAAAUGUCCGACGAUACAGGACUGACUCCUGACGAUGUUAUUUCUGCCCUCGAAGGUCUCCGGUGUCUCGUCCGUGAUCCAUUUACGGAGCUAUAUGCCUUCCGUGUCGACCUUUCGUACUGUAACGAAUACAUAGCAAAAUGGGAGAGUAAGAAUUACGUCAAACUGAAUCCAGACGCGCUCACCUGGACUCCGUACGUCAUGGGGCGAGGCAAUGCUACAAACUUUGAGUUGGGCCCAGCUAUCAGCGCGAUUGCACCACGGGAGGAAGAUGACAUUCACAAACCUGUACAGAGUGCAUCGCUACCAGCCCCUCAACAAGAGACAGCAGCCAAUGGCACUGCCGACAAACCUUCUGUUGCCGAAGGCGGCUCAUCGACCAUCGCUGAAGAUGCUGAUGCAGACGCAACUGGGUCGACUGUGGAGCCCAACAUUUACGAAUCCACAGAGCCACAUCAAGACGGUCUGGUGAACGGCGAGGCUGGACUAGAACAGGGCGAUGAAGAGCCGUCCCAGCUCAAGGAAGUGCUCAAAUCCACUCCCGAACAACCGUUCGAAGGCGACUGGGCCACCUUGUACAAAGACGUGCCACCAUCGAGGUUCGAGGUGUAUCCGCCUCCUGGCGGUCGUCGGUCCGACCGGCCGCGACCCAGUGUACCUCGGCCUGUUGUUGCACGAACAACGAGCAGCAACUCCAGGCAACGGCAGUCGGGUGGCGGCGGCAGCAGCAGCGCGAGACGGACCACAUCGAGCCGUCCCAAGAGCAAAAGCUCAUCGUCGUCGUCACGGCGGAAAACGGGAGGAACGGGCCGUGGACCAGGCCGUUGGCCGAAGGGUACCAAGAAAAGCGAUUACGGCAAUGCCGACAGUGGGCCCGGUCUCCCGCCGGGUUGGCUCAGAGAAAAACAAGAGAAACAGCGGCUGGCUGGCCUUCCGGUGACGAAUGGCAAAGAGGUCGAAGGCCUCGCCGCUGAGGUCAACGAGACGAUGGAUGUGGUUCGCGUGCAGUUUCAGGAAGGCGAACACAAGGACGCUGGCGCCGAGGAAGCAGGAAGCGACCUCAAUGGUGACGUUGGCGGCCAAGCAGAGAACGAGUGAUGCCUAACAGCCGAUACCCCCU